AUGGCCGCGUCGUCCAUCCGGUUCGGCAACGGAGCGACCCAGGAGGUCGGCAUGGAUCUGAAGAACAUGAACGCUCAGCGCGUCUGUGUCGUUACCGACGAGACCGUCGACAAGCUGUCAGCCAUGCAGCAAGUGCGUGAGGCUCUGACUCGGGAGGGCGUGAAUUUCAAGGUCUUUAACAAGACGAAGAUCGAACCAAAAGACACCUCAGUCAAGGAAGCCAUCGAGUGGGCCAAGCCGUAUAACCCUGACGCCUUCCUGGCUGUUGGUGGAGGCUCUGUCAUUGACACUGCGAAACUGAUGAAUCUCUACACGUGCUACCCCGAUGCCGACUUUCUUGACUUCGUCAACGCGCCGUUGGGUAAUGGCCGGCCAAUCGACAAGGCAUUGAAGCCUCUCAUUGCCGUGCCUACAACAGCAGGCACCGGGAGCGAAACUACGGGAACGGCGAUCUUCGACCUCGUGUCUAAGCGCGCAAAAACGGGUAUUGCCCACCGAAACCUGAAGCCGACUCUAGGUAUAUGCGAUCCUCUCAACACGCGAACAAUGCCUUCAGCCGUCAAGGCUGCCUCAGGACUAGAUGUGCUAUGUCAUUCCCUCGAGUCUUGGACGGCCAUCCCCUACACCGAGAGGAUACCGAGACCUAAGAACCCCAUUCUGAGGCCCGCUUACCAGGGCGCCAAUCCGAUCAGUGACAUCUUCUCGCUCAAGGCACUACGCGAUACAGUGAAGUAUCUGCCGCGAGCGGUCAGAGAUCCCGAUGACAUGGAGGCACAGAGCCAGAUGUUGCUCGCCGCAACGCUGGCUGGUGUAGGCUUUGGUAACGCUGGCGUCCACUUGUGCCAUGGACAAAACCCGGGAUAUCGACACGAGGGUUACCAGGUGCCCAGCCCAAUCAUCCCCCACGGCGUCUCUGUAGCCGUCACAUCACCAGCAGUCUUCAGCUUCACAGGCGCCUCAAACCCAGAACGUCACCUUCAAGCAGCCGAGGCAUUCGGCGUGGACAUCAGCAACGCUAAGCGGGAGAGCGCUGGUGAGAUUCUGGCUGAUGCUCUCAGGAGGUUUCUGUCCGAUUUGGGCGACCAACCCGCUGGCCUGAAGGCACUCGGCUUUGGGUCGGAGCACAUUGAUGAUUUGGUCGAGGGGACAAUUCCUCAAGCUCGGGUGCUGAUGCUUGCGCCGGGGUUGGCCAAAGAGCUUCAGCAGGAGAAAGAUCAGCUCAGGGGACUGUUUGAAAAGGCCAUGGAACAUUAA
Molecule: messenger RNA, 1254 nt
Organism: Phaeoacremonium minimum UCRPA7
Lineage: Eukaryota; Fungi; Ascomycota; Sordariomycetes; Togniniales; Togniniaceae
Product: putative nad-dependent methanol dehydrogenase protein
Exons: 3
Coding region: 1-1254 (417 amino acids)
Cellular component (GO): mitochondrion
Molecular function (GO): alcohol dehydrogenase (NAD+) activity; metal ion binding
Source: RefSeq, a predicted model, not a curated record